ACAGGAGGGUGCGGAAAGGGACUGCUGGCCCCGCCCUCAGUUCCUACCCUUCAGAGGUCCGGGUUUCCCCCUUUGAGCGAGCGUUUACCGCCGCAGCCACCAUCUGGGGUUUCUUCAGGCUCCAGGUUUCACUGCCAACCACGAGGAGUCCAGGGAGGAAAAAAGGAGCCUAGGUGCCAGUAACCCACACAUCUCACGCCUUUUCCUGCCCGAGAUCGCCCCGGCAGGGAUGGGCGACAAGAUCUGGACGCCCUUCCCGGUGCUGCUUCUGGCCGCUCUGCCCCUAGUGCUGCUGCCGGGGGUGGCCGGCUUCUUGCACUCCUUAGACAGCGACUUCACGUUUACCCUUCCGGCGGGUCAGAAGGAGUGUUUCUACCAGCCCAUGCCCCUGAAGGCCUCGCUGGAGAUCGAGUACCAAGUUUUAGAUGGAGCAGGAUUAGAUAUUGAUUUCUAUCUUGCUUCUCCAGAAGGAAGAACCUUAGUUUUUGAACAAAGAAAAUCAGAUGGAGUUCACACGGUAGAAACUGAAUUUGGUGACUACAUGUUCUGCUUUGAUAAUACAUUCAGCACCAUUUCUGAGAAGGUGAUUUUCUUUGAAUUAAUCCUGGAUAAUAUGGGAGAACAGGAACAAGAACAAGAGGACUGGAAGAAAUAUAUUACUGGCACAGAUAUAUUGGAUAUGAAACUAGAAGACAUCCUGGAAUCUAUCAACAGUAUCAAGUCGAGACUAAGCAAAAGUGGUCAUAUCCAAACUAUGCUUAGAGCAUUUGAAGCUCGUGAUCGAAACAUACAAGAAAGCAACUUCGAUACAGUGAAUUUCUGGUCUAUGGUUAACUUAGUGGUAAUGGUGGUGGUGUCAGCCGUUCAAGUUUAUAUGCUGAAGAGUCUAUUUGAAGAUAAGAGGAAAAGUAGAACUUAAAACUCAAAAUUAGACUAACAUUGAAAGAGAAAGAAAAAUGCAAUAAACUGUUACAGUCAAGACCAUUAAUAGUCUUUUCCAAAAUGUUUUCAGUCAUCACCAUGUGAAACAAGUAUAGUUUUAAUGUGAAAGAUUUCACUGUGCAUAAUUUUAUUGCUGCAGUUGUACUUCAGUGUAUAACAGAUAUUGUGCAGAGUAUAGGUAUAAUUGAAUGAAGCCAUAUUAAUAAUGGCAUUUUCCAAAGUUUAAAAAAAAUUGCAAAUGUCACAGGUGAUUUAAAUAAAUGAACUUUGAGCCUAAGUGCAACACCGAAUAAUAUUUUUAAAAGAUUCUCUUACCUGGAAGUUUCUUUGUUAAUGUGGCAAAUUACAAUUGUAGAAGUUUCAAUAUAUUAAGUUAUAAAUCAUCUGAGAUUUACCUAAUCA
Messenger RNA from Pteropus alecto (black flying fox), 1344 nucleotides. RefSeq names its product transmembrane p24 trafficking protein 5 (gene TMED5). The record is from RefSeq and is a predicted model, not a curated record. Gene Ontology annotation, biological process: Golgi organization; endoplasmic reticulum to Golgi vesicle-mediated transport; intracellular protein transport. The coding region runs from base 230 to 919 and encodes 229 amino acids. The transcript is spliced from 4 exons. NCBI's taxonomy places the organism in Eukaryota, Metazoa, Chordata, Mammalia, Chiroptera, Pteropodidae. Gene Ontology annotation, cellular component: endoplasmic reticulum-Golgi intermediate compartment; Golgi apparatus; COPII-coated ER to Golgi transport vesicle.